Brettanomyces bruxellensis is the source of this 5754-nucleotide messenger RNA. RefSeq lists its product as uncharacterized. Gene Ontology annotation, molecular function: zinc ion binding; ubiquitin protein ligase activity. Gene Ontology annotation, cellular component: cytoplasm; ubiquitin ligase complex. Lineage: Eukaryota; Fungi; Ascomycota; Pichiomycetes; Pichiales; Pichiaceae. The record is from RefSeq and is a predicted model, not a curated record. Gene Ontology annotation, biological process: ubiquitin-dependent protein catabolic process via the N-end rule pathway; protein ubiquitination. The transcript has a single exon. The coding region runs from base 1 to 5754 and encodes 1917 amino acids.
AUGUCGGAGGCAGAACCAUCACCCUCACCACCCUCAUCAGCCCUUGAUGAAGAGUCCCCUCUUUCGUCAAAAUCUCUACCGGAACUUUUAACAAUGAUUCCUGGGAAGUUGGAGUUUGAAGUUCACAAUACGGACCCGAAACGAGUUUCAACUUUGACUUUGAGGUUACUCUACUUUUUUGCCGCCGGCAGUGGUAAAUAUUAUCAAGAUAUCUUCCCCUGGAUGGAUGACCCAGCCGAUGAUGAUUUUCCUAUGUCUAUUGAUGAUAUAUGGUCUCCUCAUGAUUGCUUUGAUGAUUCAACUGAUGAACACGAUGAUGCAUCGCGAGGCUAUUCUCAUAAAGGCCGUAUAUGCGCGCGCGAAAUACCACCAGGGGAGCCUGUUUACAAUUGUUAUGAUUGUGGAGUCGAUCCAACGUGUUGUAUGUGUGCCCAUUGUUUUAAUGAGCGUGAACAUUCAGAUCAUAAUGUUAGUAGACAUAUCUCUCAAGGUAACGCUAUAUGUGAUUGCGGUGAUGUAUCCUCCUGGAAGAGACCUCUCGAUUGUUUAGCUAAUAAGAUGGAUAAAAGGAGUAACUAUGGAGAAUUACCUCAAGGACUAAAGAAGAAUCUCACGAGUGCAAUCGAGUCUGCGUUAGAUUUUUUCCUCGACGUUCAGUCUUUAAAUGUUCAAGUUUUGAGAUCUACGCUAGAUGAUCGCACUGAUCAGGAGAUUGUCGCAGCUGAUGAAGAUAUUGAUGAAUUAACCUUUUUGGAUGGUUCCAAGUAUGGUGUUGAAACAGAUUGUUUGUGUAAUUGGUAUCUAAUUGCAUGGAAUGAUGAAUUUCACGACUGGAACACGGCAGUGAAAACAAUAUCCUUGGCUCGCAAUCAAUUUGAUGAGGACUCUGGCCAAAUGAGUGUGAAUUUAGCUUCUAUUAUUGACAGUAAGGGAUACACAUCAAUAUGGCAGGCUACAAAGGUAGAGGAUCUUAUAGGUCCUUUUUCACAAUUUCGUAAUACAGGGAUGACUGCAACAGUAUUGAGCGCAAAGACCGCGAUUCGUCUGGAAGUUGCUGAUGCUGCUGUGGAAUUUAUUUUCAAAAUUGUUCAUUGCACAAACAGUAAGAUUUCGGAAUUUGGUAUGAAAGUUCUUUCUGAUUUGCUACUCAAAACAUAUCCAUCAUUUUUUUAUGUCAAUGAGUCCAAAAUUAGUGUUGACGAUAAGAAUUCACUUUUAUGCUCAGAUGGUAUACCACUUAUUGACAGAGGCAAUGUUGAUAUACCACCUUUGAGUGGUGUGCCAAAUUUAUUACUUCAGAAUUCAAGAUCAUUACCAUCAACAUCUCCCACCAGAAUUGGCGUCAAGAGGGAUUUUACUAGAUUGCAGUUACUAUUCUUUUUGGAGAGGAGGUUUCCCAAGUGCACUAGAAAAAUUCUAAGAACAUUGAUAGUUCCUGUUAUUACUAGUACUCCAGAAUCUAGAACAGAAUUUGGAAUGCAAAUAGCAGAAAUAUUACCGACACUCGAGAACAUCAAUCAGUAUUAUGAUCGUGAGUGGCAUUUGAGUUUACUUGAAUCAUUUCGCUUACAAAUUUAUCAUGAUCCUUGUAUUGGAACUGCUCUUCUUGAAAAAGGGACUUUUAAAAAUAUUCUACAAAGUGCUUUAGGUUGCUUCCUGAGAUAUGGUAAAAGAUCGCAUGGCUAUUUGGUGUAUGGUACAUAUGCACCUGGAUACUAUUCCUGGGAAAGAAGAAGAAAUAAUACUGCAGAGUCACAAAUUUAUAGAAGUGCGGCUACCAUUAUUUCUUUUUUAAAGCCAGGAUCCUAUAAGAUACUAGAACCAGAAUACUUUGGGUACGUCAUGCUUCUUGUUUCCAUCUUUGAUAACAGUUAUGAAAUAGUUAGAAAAACAGGUGAUCAUGUGGAACAUGAGGAUCUUAAAUAUAAAAGAUACUUUACCCUUGCAGUGGUUGCUUAUGAUAUUGCAAGAUACAUCGGGAAGCUUGUAUCCACAAUCAAAGGCAGAAAUGAGGUCAUCGAAAAUGCUAUUAAAUUUACAUCUGCCUAUCUGAAUGCCAGGUAUAAGAUUCCAACAGGUGAUAAUGCUGCAAAGGUAUCUUCUGAUCCGGUGUCACUUUUACACCCACUACAGAGUUUGCUUGCUCAGUUAUGUAUGAAUUAUUCAUGCUUUAAUACAUCCUUGCUGCUUCCAGCUAAUUGUUCUCUUCAAUCUGCUUCUGGACUGGAUAAGUCUUUGUGUGCAUUAAGUUGUGGAUCUUGCUCAUCUCUGGUCGAGUCGGAUGUUCUUAGCGCUCAGAUUAAAACGGGUUUUUGGAUAAGAAAUGGCAACAGCGUCUUUUCCCAAAACGAAAUUUCGCACACUUUUUACGAUGAAUGUGGCUGCUUAUAUUUGGAGCAGUUAGCGAUUAUUGGAAAAGUUAUAGGAAUGAAGGAUAUUUUUAACAUUUGGGAAUUUUCUGAUUGCAUUUUGAGCGCAAAUCCAAUACCGUUUACCGAGACCAUUUAUGAGGAUAGGGUGUCUCCUAUGCUAUUGGAAAUGAUUACAAAGUUAUAUCAUCUUUUUACUUACAGACUUUCUUUUGAUUCUAGUAUGACAAGGGAUCGUUUGUUCUAUAUGCAAACUCGAGCUGAACUUGCUUAUACGCUAUGCUACAAGGAAAAAGGAUACUCUGAUUUAAAGAAACAAUUUGAGGGCGUUCCAUUUUUUGAUGAAGUAUUUGAAGAGAUUGCUAAAUUUGUUCCUCCACGCAGUAUAAGGGAUUAUGGCCAUUAUGCUUUGAAAGAAAGCAUGUAUAGCAAACUAGACCCAUUCGAUUUUUUGAACAAAUAUGUAUCCGCAGAUGACAUACAAGACAACAUUCUGGAGAAAUUGGCUGCCACAAGAAAGAAGAAGAAAAAAGAUAUUGUAUUAAAGCCAGUUAUUUACAAACUUGAGGGUGUUGACCUCAAGAAAUCCGAACCAUUAGCCGACACUUUUAAAUCGAACCUUUUUGCAAAAUUCUUGUAUAAGGUAUUACGAUUUUCAAUCGAUUCGGAUCAGGAUGAUCAUAUAAUGGUCACACUUCAUUUAUUACACGCAAUUUUAGAAGAUGAUUCCCUACGGUAUUCGGAUAAUGAGCAACAUAUUUCAAGUUUUGUUGACAUUCCUAUUUGCAAUAUAUUACUUGGUAUUGUAGAAAGAAAGAGUUCAUCUGCAAUACUUGCGAAGAAGGCUGCAUCUAUAUUGGAUAUUCUUUUGUUAAAAGAUGACGCCGUUCUCCAGUCGCUGAUCGAUUGCUUUGGUGAAGAGCAUAUUAAAAGUUAUAGAAAGUCUAAGCAUGGUAAAGGCUUGGAAACAAGAAAAGAGCGCGCACAUAGGCUGGCUCAUAAGAGGCAAAGAAGAAUACUGGAGAGAAUGCGUGGUCAACAAAAAGAGUUCAUGUCGAGAAAUAGGGAUUUCUUUGAAGAUAGCGAUGUAGAAAGCCCAUUUGAAGGGGAGAUAGAGGAUCAGAAUGAGCAUACGGGGGGUAGCAACGCCAGAGUAUGCAUUUUGUGCCGGAAGCCUGAAAAUGAUACUGAAAUAUUUGGUAUUCCGACACUCAUUUCCAAAUCAUCCGUUUUCUGGAAUCUCCCAGAUUUAUUCCGAGGCGCCGUUUAUCCUUCAAGCUUUAUUCCUGGCAGUGAUAUGUCAGUAGAUUGGAAUGUUCAUCCUAGAAAGUGCCCUCGUUUUUACAAUAAAAGUGAACAAAUGGAAACAUCAAGUUCGAUGCCUUUGUUCCCACGCCCGUGUGUCGAUGAUGUGUCAAAAUUUGGCUCCUUAGACGAUGACACUAUCCGGGAUGGAUCUGUGAAUAUGAAUGGUCCCCCAAAGAACCCGCCAUUCUGCUUUUCGAAGCACGUAAUUACAGGCUGUCCUCACGGAAUGCAUUUAAGUUGUUUCUUAGACAUGAUACAAAAAAAGGGAUACAAAGUCACUAGCUUUCUUUGUCCCCUGUGUGAGAAAUAUUGCAACUCGUUUAUCCCAUCCCUUCAUGAUCCACACAUUAAACUUGACCCGAUGAGCAGGCCAACAAGUUUAAACACCACUGAUAUUGAUAAUGAGGCGGGAAAUAGUCGCAUGAUCGGACAUAAUGUUUUAGAUGUAAAACUAAGGGAAUUGUUUGAAAAUCGUGAGUAUAAGGACACACAGAUUAAAAAAGAAUUGGCAGAUUUAGGUACGAAAAACAAAUUUCUGAAAUGUGUAGCCGCAGAAUUUGUGCAGUGUGUCAACCCAGAAAUAAGUGUGGCAUUAUUGAUUGGUUCAACAUUACAAAUGUUUGAAAUUGCCAACAGGCAAAAAGAGGUAGAAAAGGGUAUUUCUGCAACAGUAAAAAGUGGUGUCAAUUUUGAAACGAUGCCUAAAUGUCAAAUAGAGAAUGUUUGUCCUGCAUCAUUAUCUGACAUCUCCCUUUUGGUGUUACGCUCUCUAAUUCAAUAUCGUGUUUUAAUGAACCUUGGUUGUGAAAAAGGUUUUGAUUAUAACGAACUUCGCAAAAGUGAGAUUGGCAUGAUGCAUUAUCGACACCUAGGAUUUCUCGAAACUAUUUUAGUGCAGUUCUUCUCCGGAAAAGAAAGUUUUGACACAAUAAUUAGGGCAGUAUUAACAAAAUUUAUAACAAGGAUCGUGUUCUGUUUGAUGUCAAAGCUUUCGAAGGACAAAACAACGAUUAUCUUUUCCUCCUUCUGCUAUGAUAUUAAGCCAUACCAUGCUCAAGGUACGGAACCAUUUGAGUCUUUCUGCAGCACGUUAAGUACUCAGCUGGGAGUUGAAUUACUGCCAUCAAUGAAGGAAUCUCUUUAUAGUGUUGCAUGCACGUGGUUCGUUAGGUAUAAGUCCCAAAUUGAUUUGCUCGCCCAAUGUUUUAAUUUCAGCACUACUGAAAAUCUUAUCAGUAACGUUGACGAAGUAUUCAAAUUCGCCAAUAUUGAGAAAACCGUUGAGCAUUCUUCUAUGAUGGCCGAAAUUGAUUCUUUGUUUUCGCUUUCGGAUCGCAGCUAUGUAAUCCUAGAUUACCCAGCACCAGUACUUUUACAGCCUAUGGCACCAAAGAUAUCUGAUUAUUUGGAUGGAUCGUUCGGAGAUACGUCCUCAAAAUCAAUUACGGAUACAAAGUAUGUGAUCUGUAUGUUGUGUGGACAAGCAGUGAAUCGUAUGGGAAAGCAUACCGUAAAUUGUCCAUUGGGUCCGGGAACACAUUGCUUAUUUUUCUCACCGUACCACAAUAAAUUGGAUCUUUUCCUUGUGCCACAAACUUUCGUGGCACAUCGUGAUUCAACUGGAGAUGUGAUUGCUCACCUUAGCUCGCCAUAUUUAAAUAAGUAUGGUGAGGCCGCUGGUGGACUAUUAGGUGGAGGAGAAGCAGGAACUCUUCACUUAGAUAGAUUUUGGUACUUGAAUCAAUGUUGGUUGAACCAAAGUUUGAUUGCAUCCGAAUUUGUAUCUAUUGUUGACACCGGGAUGGGUGAUUUGAGGCUGAAUGUUCCAUUUACACUAGACGAUGAUGCAAGAGAAUUUUUUACAUUGAAUCUUCAGAAUGCACCAAACGUGGAGAACAAUUUGGCUUUAAUGAAUGCUGCUUUAAGAUUAAGAGCAUUCCCCUUUCCAGAUGAGGGAACCGUAGAGGGUGAUAUUGAAGGAGAUAAUGAUAAUGAUGAUGAUGAUGAUGAUGAUGAUGAUGAUGAUGGAGACCGGAUUAUGACUGAUGACGAUGAAUUUGAUAAUCUCCCAUGGUAA